Molecule: messenger RNA, 885 nt
Organism: Kwoniella shivajii
Lineage: Eukaryota; Fungi; Basidiomycota; Tremellomycetes; Tremellales; Cryptococcaceae
Exons: 7
Coding region: 1-885 (294 amino acids)
Cellular component (GO): membrane
Source: RefSeq, a predicted model, not a curated record
AUGGUAUUCUUAGGUUUGCAUUCAGCCGUCACUUCUCGUUUGGCGGGUGUACUAGGAUUCACUUUCGCAUAUCAAGCUGCAUUCGCACUUUACUCAGUACCCAACAAGACUGAGAAAUUCUAUGAUCUAGCAGGUUCAACAGGAUUCAUCACCUCUACUUUAUUAUCUUUAUAUUACCCAACUGUCAGAUCAUGGUUCACCAAAUCACCUUCAAUCCCGUUCACUCUGUCAGGUCAUCAUCCUCGUCAAUUACUGGUUAGCGCUAUGAUGUUAAUCUGGGCAGCAAGGUUGGGAACAUAUCUUGUUCAAAGAAUAAUCAAGACUGGCCAUGAUUCAAGAUUUGAUGACCUCAAAGGUAAACCAGCAAUCUUCUCCGCAAUGUGGUUCGGUCAAGCGCUCUGGAUCACAUUCGUCGGACUUCCUGCAUUCUUAGUCAAUUCGUUACCUGCAGCUGCCCAUCCAGCAUUAGGAAUUAAAGAUUUCAUUGGUGUGGGGAUAUGGGUCGCUGGCUUAGGCUUGGAAUCCCUCGCUGAUCGAGAAAAAUCAUAUUGGAGAAAAGCGAAAAAUGAAAAGAAACAUGAAGAGAAAUUCAUCUCUUCUGGAUUAUGGUCAUUAUCACGACAUCCCAACUAUUUAGGCGAAAUAAUCCUUCAACAUGGCCCACCAUUCCUAGUACUCACAACUCAACUUCCCACAAACGUGAAAUUCUUAGCGUUCUUCUCCCCCGUUUUCACCUAUGGGUUACUUCGAUACGCAUCUGGUGUACCUCCCCUCGAGGAAACUGCUGAGAAGAAAUGGGGUGACGAUAUCGCUUGGAAGAAAUAUACUAGUGACACUAGUUUGUUGGUUCCUCUUCCAUUCGGAUUGGGCAAAGGGAAGAUGUAA